CCGCACCCCAUCGUAGAGUCCGUGCAGGUCACCCUGGCAGAAUGUCCUUCUUCUCUGGCUCCUCCGUCAGUAGUUUUUAUCUGAGAAAAAUCAAACGUGCUCGUGCAGCUCAAGAGGAAAAGAUCUAUGACGACCUCAGCAUACCGGGGAGCUGGUAUCCUCCUCCACCAUGUUAUCUCACGAAGCUGCCGAAUGAUAUUCUCGUGGACCAAGUGUUCAGCUACUUGGAGGUCAUUGAUAUCAUCCGUUUGCGGCAGGUCUGCAAAUUAUUUUAUGACCUUACACAUCACGCCGUUCUGUGGAAAAGGCUCUUACGAUGGGCCGGCGUCCCAGUCCCUCCUUUACCGCCCACCUCCCGCCACACGAUCCCUCAUAUGAGCGGCAUUGAAGUCGAGCGGCUGCUUCUUCGUGCAACAUCUCUCGACCGGGUCUGGAACUCCACGGAGCAGAUGCCCGCCAAUGUUUACGACUUCAACGCUCAUCAUCAAAUUCACUCAAUGUUCAUUCUCCCCGGUGGACGCUACCUCAUCGCAUCUACAUCUGACAAGGCUGAGAGCAGGUGGUCUAUCGUCAUCUACAUGAUGGACCACCGCGUCAAUGAGGUUGUUGCGCUCGCAAAAACCUUCGUGAAUACGAAAGCAAUCCACAUCAACGCGCGCUACAUGACCAUCGGCGGCGUCCGGUCCAUUGUCAUCGCGUACGUCCGCCGCGAAUUCCUGCGCCACAGGCACAGAAAGCAAGGUGCCACACCAAUCGACGUCUCCCAAUACAGCGGCGACCACGAGAUCCUGGACCCCGAAUUCCCGCUGAAGUAUGAAUGCAAUGUCGUUUCCAUCUCUCUCGAGCAGCUGGAAAUACUUGGCGACCCUCGCGUCACAGCUGGCUCGCCUGAAUUUAUUAAGCAUGCACUUUCCCAGGAGUCGCCUUUCCGACUGCUAACGCAGAUCCGGAGCGAGAGUAUCUUGGCUCACCCCGCGCUCGAUGUAAUCUUCGGCUCACCGUACCUCGCUUUGAUGAAGCAACCGGAUAUGAUUAUGUUCAAGAACUUGGAUGGGGGUCAAGCGUCGACGCUGAUCAUGCCGACCCACCAGAUUUUCUCUGAGCGUCAUGAAAUACGGACGAUGGCUAUCCGACUAAACCCGUUACAGGGAUCUGUCGUGGUUCUCCGCCGCAUGAUUACACCUCAUCCUCAAUACCAUCCCCUUACUCACAAGCAGGUGUUCCCCCAGUUCGCCGAACAAUACCAUGUUAUCCCUUCUCAAGACGAGCCUGUGAAGGCAGAACGGGGCGCGUUUGAGAGCGUGGUGAUUAGCGAUGACGCUGACGUUGUAGACGUGUAUAUGACGGACCACGGAAUGCGAACGUCGGAUGAUGAGUCCGCCAUUUCGACUCUUUACAGCGCUGAGGAGGCAAAGGUCCCCCGUCCUAUCGUCAUCUACUGGAAGCUUCGCGACGGUGCAAUGCUCAAAGGCACCAUGUUUCCGCGGCGCACUGUCCUUCAACUUCCACCGACACCUCCUGGCUCGCAGGGGCCUGUCCACAAUCUGGUCUCCUAUAGCUAUCAUGUCGACGAAAUCGACGGGGUGCGCGCAUUCUUCCCUGGCGACGACCUCCGAUACCAGCCGCUUGUCGGCACGAUGCGCGGAAUUCUGUACAAGGUGCCAAAGGACGACAUAACGGACACUCCGCCGGUUGUCACUAUAGCGCGACACAUUGAUCCGGAGGCUUAUGAUCAGCACAUGUCGCAGACGACUACCGACGAAGACAUGGAACUUAUCCUUGCUGAAAUUGAACUGCCAACACAAGUCGACCGAGCGUCGAUCGCUGCAAUGGCAUGGGACGAGACGAUCGGGAGGCUGGUCAUUGCGCAGACAAAAUUCUUCUGGGUGACUGUGCUCGAUUUCGCGGCUGCGCCGAAAGCCGACAAAGACGGAAGCAGACUACCGUUUGCGCCGUCGAUCAACAACGAUCCCAGUGAAGUGUUGGCGCCAUUGCCCGAUUCUAUCCUUCCUCCACGUUCAGCUCUGAACGAAUACGACGAGAGCGAAAAAUGGCAGGGUUACAACAAGGACUUCGUUUAUAGGGACUACAAGGACAUCGGUGGAUUGCUGCAACGCGCCAAAGACUGGGCAAAAGAGGACGCUGAUAACCAGGAGCCCCAUGCAGUUCCGGAGGAUGGGCCAUCACAGGAUGUCAUGGACGAUAUUCGCGACGAUGAUUCAGUCCAGGGCGCUAGGGACAACGAUUCGGUUCAGGGCGUCAGGGACAAUGAAAAUAUGGCAACGCACGUAGAUUCUCGCAACGGCGAACACGAACAAGACAUCCGCGACGACGAGUCGAUUCUCUCCUACGUAUAACGCUCACUCGCAGACUACAUAUAGACAACUCUUUCCCUUUGUUUACAUUAUUACGUUGGUCGCAGAACUAUUGUUGUUAAUUUGUAAUAAUUGAUCUCUUCGUUUCUUACUCUCACU
This is a messenger RNA of Postia placenta MAD-698-R-SB12, 2474 nucleotides long. RefSeq lists its product as hypothetical. Gene Ontology annotation, molecular function: protein binding. The record is from RefSeq and is a predicted model, not a curated record. Bases 42 to 2357 code for a protein of 771 amino acids. The transcript has 4 exons. NCBI's taxonomy places the organism in Eukaryota, Fungi, Basidiomycota, Agaricomycetes, Polyporales, Adustoporiaceae.